GAUGCGGAGGAGGCGAACAAUUGCCUUAAUCGCAGCGAGCCGAGCGCUGAUCUACGCAAGAAGUUUCAGUCGCGUGCUCUGGCGCCAUUGCCAAAGAAAGCUUAUGCCAUUGACGCCGCCGAAACGGAGCCGAAGGAGCAAAAGAAGAGCGCCGGAGCAAAAGAAGAGCACCGGAGCUCAAGAGCCGCGUGCGCUGCAGUUUACCUCAAGCAUUGAGAAAGUCAAAGAUUACGGCUGGUAUUGGGGUCCAUUGUCCAGCGAGGCCGCCGAGAAGGUGCUCUCCAAUGAGCAUGGCUCGUUCAUUGUGCGUGACAGCUCCGAUGAUCAUUACAUAUUCUCGUUGAGCUUCAAGCUAAACAAUUCCGUGCGCCAUGUGCGCAUCGAACAGGAUCAGGGCACAUUCUCGUUUGGCUCGUAUGCCAAGUUCAAAUCCCAAACUAUAACCGAGUUCAUUGAGAAGGCGGUCGAACAUUCGCGCAGCGGCAGAUAUUUAUUCUUCCUGCAUCGUCGACCGGAGCAUGGACCAAUGCGCGUGCAAUUAACCAAUCCAGUAUCUAGAUUUAAGCAUGUACAAAGCUUGCAGCACAUGUGCAGAUUUGUUAUACUCAAGGCGGUUAUACGAAAGGAUCCGAUAUCUCUGGAAAUAGGCGGACAUUGUGGUUUUGGAAGCCCACAGAAGAACUCUGUGCUUAACACGAUAGCAACCGACUCCUUGACUCUAGCGAGCCCGUCCGUUCAUUUGUUGCCGGCUUAUCAGGGAAAAGUGUGAAUCAUGUUGCAGGCCGAGGGCUGCUGCUGCUAAUAGAUUGACUAGCCUGAGGAGAAAGAGCCCGAAUGCAGAACAGAGUUGAUUUUUGUUGUUGGGCAGAAGCAGCAUACAAUCCACCACCGACGGCAGCGAAUGAAAAAUGUUUACAACAACAACAAACCCUACAAUGACUU
Messenger RNA from Drosophila virilis, 942 nucleotides. Its product is annotated as suppressor of cytokine signaling 7-like. Lineage: Eukaryota; Metazoa; Arthropoda; Insecta; Diptera; Drosophilidae. The record is from RefSeq and is a predicted model, not a curated record. Gene Ontology annotation, biological process: phosphatidylinositol phosphate biosynthetic process. Gene Ontology annotation, cellular component: phosphatidylinositol 3-kinase complex. Gene Ontology annotation, molecular function: 1-phosphatidylinositol-3-kinase regulator activity.